This is a messenger RNA of Nothoprocta perdicaria, 1947 nucleotides long. RefSeq names its product G protein-coupled receptor 68 (gene GPR68). The coding region runs from base 177 to 1250 and encodes 357 amino acids. Gene Ontology annotation, molecular function: G protein-coupled receptor activity. The record is from RefSeq and is a predicted model, not a curated record. Gene Ontology annotation, cellular component: membrane. Lineage: Eukaryota; Metazoa; Chordata; Aves; Tinamiformes; Tinamidae. The transcript is spliced from 2 exons. Gene Ontology annotation, biological process: G protein-coupled receptor signaling pathway; cellular response to pH.
CUUGAUUUAUCUGUGAUAAGUAUGUGCCAUCCACAAUGCAGAGGUUAAUAACAUCCCUCAGGAAGUUAUUACCUCAAGAUAAAGGUUUUGUGGAAGAAAUACAAAACUGAAUGAAAUGAAACUCUGCAACUCUCCAUUUGGGAGCCUGAUGAGUAAUAGAUGGUGAGAGGUAGAAGAUGAAUUUCUCAGAGAACGCAACUGAGGGGUGCACUAUUAAUCAUGAUAUCCACCAGACUUUAUCCCCUGUGGUAUACAUAUUCGUGUUUGUAGUGGGUUUCCCAGCAAACUGCCUCUCGCUCUACUAUGGAUAUCUGCAGAUCAAGGCUAAAAAUGAACUGGGUAUCUACCUUUGCAACUUGACUGUAGCAGACCUGCUGUACAUUUUUUCUUUGCCUUUCUGGCUCCAGUAUGUUUUACAGCACGACAACUGGACCCACGACGAACUGCUGUGCAAAAUCUGUGGCACUCUCUUGUAUGAGAACAUCUAUAUCAGCGUGGGCUUCCUCUGCUGCAUCUCCAUCGACCGCUACCUGGCCGUCGUGCACCCUUUUGGGUUCCACCAGUUUCGGACGCUGAAGGCUGCUGCGAUCGUCAGCGCUGUUAUCUGGGCCAAGGAAAUCGUGACGUGCUGGUUUGUCUUUACCCACGGGGAAAUCAGCAUGGACGCUGACAGCCACGUGGUGUGCUUUGAGCACUACCCCAUCAAGGCCUGGGAGCACAACGUCAACUACUACCGCUUCUCAGCGGGCUUCCUCUUCCCCUUCUUCCUGCUGGCCUUCUCUUACUGCGGAAUUCUACGUGUGGUCCACAAGAGCCAUGGCACUCAGAAGAAGAAGAAAAUCCAAAUUAAGCGACUGGUUUCCAGCACUGUUUUCAUUUUUUUAGUGUGCUUUGGACCAUACCACAUCCUGCUUGUAGUUCGCAGCUUGUUUGAGAACGACUGCUCAUUUGCUGAGAAAAUAUUUAAUAUUUACCAUAUUUCUCUCCUGUUGACUACAUUUAACUGUGUUGCUGACCCGGUGUUGUAUUGCUUUUCCAGUGAAAGCACUUACCAGAACUUUGCCAAGAUGCGAGACUCUUGUUUAACAUAUUUAGGCUGUCCAAGGGCUGAGAGUAAGGAAAGCUACCAGCUGAAUGCUCCAGAAACCCCCAACAAGUCACAAGAUGAGCAAGAGCCAGCAUUAUUGCAAACAUCACAAGAUACUGCUGGAAUAAAGGACUCCUCCACAGUUAACUUGGGCAGCCUAUAGUAUUCAUCAAAAAAAAAUACUCAUCCAAAAUCUCCACAUAUGACUGUGUUGUGUAUACAUCUCAUUUAUCCAUACAUUCCAGCUAUUUUACCUCCCAAAGGCUUAUUAGCUAUGCAGCAUAGUGAGGUAGUUCCUGGAGGUGCUUGGGCCUUGACUUUAGUGAAGAAAAUAUAAACUAAGAGUUCAGUUCCAAUCACAUGUCUACUGCCAGUCUGGUGCAACUCGGAAACUGUUCUCCCGCCACUUAACUCUUGUUGAUGACCACUUUGGUUGAAAUAAAUCAUGGUAGGGAGCUGCUGAAACAUUCUUUAACUGCUAUUUGUUUGUGCCUGUCAUAGCUAGAAGAAAAAAAAAAUCUUAAAGCAGGCAUUAUCUAUUGAAAAGGUUGGAGACAGAAUAAAUAAAAUGUCCUCAUAAGUAUUUUUUUGAAGAAAAAUUGCAUUUGUGCAUUUUUUUUCUGUAACACUCUAAAUAUUCCUCCUCAAGCCUGUUUCAAGUUUAGCAGAGACCUUGCCUGAACCCACCUCCUAAAAUAAGCAAUUGAAUAAUGCGAGAUGUCCUGGAGGAGCAUGAACAAGGACCUCACCCUCUGCUGAGACCUUCAGUCUCUUGAUUGAUGAUCGAAUCUCACCCUGUUGAACCUCGUCAUAAGGCUCCUAUUGACUUCAAGAGUCAGGUUGUCGAGAACAGACUCUGA